Anopheles moucheti is the source of this 1398-nucleotide messenger RNA. Its product is annotated as leucine-rich repeat-containing protein 57. The record is from RefSeq and is a predicted model, not a curated record. The coding region runs from base 92 to 808 and encodes 238 amino acids. Gene Ontology annotation, molecular function: protein binding. The transcript has a single exon. Lineage: Eukaryota; Metazoa; Arthropoda; Insecta; Diptera; Culicidae.
AUCAUUUUUCUAUCCAUAUUCUAUUUACACCAAACCACACCACAAAAAUUCCAAAUUAAUCUAUUCUGCUGCUUUCUGCCGGUGCGCAAUAAUGGGAAACAAACAAGUGAAGCAACAUUUUGAGACUGCAAAGAAAACGGGUGUGCUAAAGAUUUCGCUACUGAGGCUCGACGAGUUUCCUUCGGCGUUGAAAACAUUCCCAAAUGUGUUGAAAACAUUGGACGUAUCGGAAAAUCGAUUCACAGUUCUGCCGGACGACAUAGCAAAAUUCACCCUUCUGAAGCAUCUGAACGCUAGUGGAAACAAAAUAACGCUAGUUCCCGAGUGCAUCGGCGUCUUAGUUAAGCUGGAAACUCUGAACAUGUUGAACAAUCUGCUCACGUCCGUACCAAGGAGUCUGUCGAGCUGCACCCACCUGAAGCAAGUGAUCCUCAGCAACAAUCAGAUCAACACGUUUCCGGUAGUAUUCUGUGAGCUGAAGCAGCUGGAUUUGCUAGACCUUUCGAGGAACAAAAUAACGGAAGUUCCGCCAGAGGUGAAAUCGUUGCAGGUCACCGAGCUGAACUUGAACCAAAACCAAAUCACCAUCGUCUCCGAAGAGAUAGCCGAUUGUCCUAAGCUGAAGACAUUACGCUUGGAGGAAAACUGUCUGCAGAUAUCCGCCAUAAAUCCGAGAAUUCUAAUUGAAUCGAAAGUUUGCAACUUGUGCGUCGAUGGUAACCUUUUCAACUCGAAGCAAUUUAAUGAACUGCAAGGGUAUGACGUAUACAUGGAGCGGUAUACUGCAGUGCGGAAAAAGAUUUCUUAAGAUGGUCCUGUUUGAUUCGAGACCAUGUGGCUCGCGUUUGGAAGUAAUUUAUUCAGAAAUGAUCGAUUCGAUCCGUGUUUAGAUAUCUGUUUAUUCACCACCUAUCACCAUAUUUUAUCGAAAUGUAUGCAACGAUCAUGUUUUUACACCGUUUGUUAAAAGAUCUAUUUAGUGCGUAAGACAUGACUACGCAGGAGUACGCUAAUUGGCUGAUGUAAAAGAACGAUUUGUUAUGAUUUGCAUAUUUUGAAAUAAACUAGCUAUAUCGGCCCGGUUACACGGCUACCAGAGAGAAGUGUGCAGUGAACCCAAACUCCUACCAUUUCUGUCUGUCUUGAUUAUUACUUAUUCGAAGCUGGAUUGUAGGUCCUCUGGACACAGCUGGACUGUAGUUUGUAUAGAUCUUCGGAAAACUGGGGAGAAUUACGUUCAAAUCCAUGAGCAACUGUCCAAAUACUUUAUGAAUUCCCCGAGUAGAAUACUGUUCAAACUUCAUUGCUGUAAUCCCGGUCCAAUUUGAAACAUUGUUAGACUGAAACUGUUUUAAAAUCCAUACGAUUUAAUGAGAUCUUCACCGCAAAAUCGUUGUU